AUCAGGAUGAUGAUGAUGAUGAAUUCGUCAGAAAAGUUGAAGAAGAAACCUCCGAAGGACAGUUUGACUCUGCUACCAUGUUUCUAUUUUGUGGAGCUGCCCAUUGUAGCGUCCUCCAUGGUCUCUCUCUACUUCCUGGAGUUGACGGAUGUGGUGCAGCCGGCUCAGGUCGGUUUCCGCUGCCACGACCGGGAGCUCAGUCUGCCGUACGUGGACGGAGGAGACGAGCUCAUCCCGCUGCUGAUGCUGCUGAGCCUCGCCUUCGCCGGACCUGCUGCCUCGAUCAUGGUGGUUGAAGGUGUCAUCUACUGCCUGCAGUCCAGGCUGAAGCUGCGCCGGGCGGAGGAGAGCAUCAACGCCGGAGGCUGCAACUUCAACUCCUUCCUGAGGAGGACGGUGCGCUUUGUAGGUGUGCAUGUGUUUGGUCUUUGUGCAACCGCUCUCGUCACUGACGUCAUCCAGCUGUCGACAGGUUACCACGCCCCCUUCUUCCUCACCGUCUGUAAACCCAACUACACUCAGGCCGGAGUGUCAUGUGACAAGAACCCGUAUGUCACCAAAGACAUCUGCUCCGGGCACGACCAGCACGCCAUCAUGGCCGCCAGGAAGACGUUUCCUUCCCAGCAUGCAACUCUUUCUGCCUUUGCUGCUGUUUAUGUGUCAAUGUAUUUUAACUCGACCAUCUCCGACAGCACGAAGCUGCUCAAACCCGUCCUCGUCUUCGCCUUCGCCAUCAGCGCCGCGUUAUCGGGUCUGACGCAGGUCACUCAGCAUCGCAGUCAUCCCAUCGACGUCUACGUCGGCUUCCUCAUCGGAGCGUUUGUCGCCACCUACCUUGCAGUCCACGCUGUGGCUAACUUCAAGUCGUCUGAUGACAACACACAACCCCCGACCCCCCCUCCUCCAAAAGAAGACCCUCUUCGAGCGCUGACAGAACGAGGACACGAGUCCGUCUACAACAAGGGACCCGCCUCCGCCUCGGAAAGUAACGAUGAAAUUGCGGCCGUUCCACCCCCCAUCGACCGGCUGGAGGGCCUGGGGCCCCUGCAGAGGGAGAAGGCCUCCAUGGGGAGCCUGAAGAGGGCCAGCGUGGACGUGGAGCUGCUGGCUCCUCGGAGCCCAAUGGGGAAAGAGAACAUGUUGACCUUCAGUCACACGCUGCCGAGGGCCAGCAUGAGCAUCGACGGGGUCUUAGGGGCCAACGAGAGACCAGAGGACCCAGUUCAGCCGGUUCAAUCAGUGCAGCCGGUGCAGCGGCGUCUGAAGGCCGUUCAGGUUCCCGUAGAUCCAAUGCGUUCGCAGCAGCUGGUGUCGGAGUGGAAGCAGAAGUCGAUGGAGAUGAGAGGCCUGAGCGCUCGUGAUGAGGCGGAGCGGGAUGCCAGUGAGGAUGGAUCGGAUGUGGGCUUUGUGGGGACUGACGAUGGGGGGUCUCAGGCUCCUAUCUACCAACCUGUGGUGCAGUCGGGGAGGUCAGCUUCCGGUCAAAACCCUACUCCUGCUCAAGGGGGCGCCAAAGCUGUUGCAACUCCCAGACCACCACAGAUUCCUGAAGCAGGACCCCCACCAGUGUCGCCAAAGAGCGCCCUGACCCGCGCCAAGUGGCUCGCUAUCCGGGAGAAGACGAGUGGGGAUGGGUCGGCCCGAGCUGCUGCGAACCAGCCACGACUCAUGCAGGUCAUCGCCAUGUCAAAGCAGCAGGGACUCCUCCCCUCCUCCUCCGGGGAGAAGUCCUCUGAGACCCCCUCCACCUGCUCCGGUGCCUCCUCCAAAACCAACUCACCGCACUACCGCCCCGCCUGUGAGCAGCAGCGGGAGGGGUCGGGUAUCGUCACAGUGGAUGCCCAUGCCCCCCACCAUCCUGUUGUCCAGGCCCUGCCCCCUCCUCAGGCCCCAUCCCUCACAGGUAAUGGUAACCCGUGGGAGUUGGCGGGGUCACCCAAUGGGGGCAACUCGCGGUACACCUACGACCUUAACAGCCUGGACCGAGGAGACGCAGUCGCACACAACAGCAGCUUCCGGCCACGCCGAUCCACCUCGAGGUGCGCCACCAUCAGCCCCGCCCUGCCCCCUUCUCACUCCCAGGAGGACAUGUCGGUGGAGGCUAAGAUCGACAUGAGACGCAAGACGGCUCUAGUCCUGCUGGAUCGAGAGAUUCGUAACCAGAGUGACCAGGAAAACUAUUAUAAGAGUUUGCAGGGACGGAGGUUCAGGGAUUAGUCUCUUACCCUUCAAAAUAAAAGCCUUAUUUUAAAACUGGUCACUAACAGUAAAGAGCCUACUCAGUGAUGCUCGGAGGCUCAAGUGUGUCCAUCAGAGACACUGUUAAAGUUAUAAUAAUAAUGAAACAUUCAGUUGUCACACGUCUCACAGAAUACAAGAAAUCAAACUAGUUUAAUGAAUAAGUUAAAUCAGAAACAGACUCCUGUCCCAUGACGGAGAGUUGGAGGAGUGAAUGUGUAGGGUGGGGUUGUAGGGUGGGGUUGUAAAUUAGCCUGAUAUGGUUGGACUUCUUGAAAAAGGGAACGUUAGCAUCACACACAGGCGCUGACGUUCUGUGAUGCGACUCGUUUACUUUCACUAACAUUAAACCCCGACUAAACAUUAGCAUUACCAAUAGCAAAGUAAAAUCAGUGACCCCCACAGAACAGAGUGAUCGUAUUCGUCCCUCUCGUCAGAAUCGUGAUCCAGUAAAAUGUCUUCCUGACAACACGGCAGUGACUUUAUCGGCGAGACGAGCGUCCACAGCGUCUCCGAGCAGGAAGCUGGAAAGUUUCCAGGGAAACUCGUUUCUCAAUAAGUCAAAGAAAAGAUUUGUGACGAAGCACAAACCUGAAGCGUGCAGUGAAGCCCCUGUGGUUGUUAUCAAGACUCCGCCCACUGCCACUCGAGAUCUUCACUGACUGUAAAUUACCUGGAUGAGUGUGUUGCUAUAGUGAUGCUCAGCAUGUUGGUUUGUUUGUGUGCUGCUCUGUGAUUGGUCGAGGCUGCGCGUCCAAGUGAAUGUUUGUAUUUAUGAAAAAUGGACCAGCUUGAGAUUAAAUAUAUAUCUAAAUAAUGAUAUUCAUAAUUUAAAGACACAUUCUAUGAUUUUAAAGUUCCAUAUCUUUGUUCCGAAUAUAUCUUAAAUAGGCAUUUUAACCCAUAAAUACAAGUUAGUGUCAUCUGCAUAGAAGUUUGUCGGAUGACAAAUUUCUAUGUUUCAAAUCAAAUCAUAAGAUUGAAAAAUAUUGACUUGUGAAUCUGCAAAUACAAAAACUUUGAUGAAGUUUUAAAACCAUGUUUAUUAAAGAAGACCUGAAGUUGUAAUUUGUUCGAAAUGUUUUGAGCACAAAGUCAAACCUUUCAGAACAAAAUUCAUAUGUUUGGAUGUAAUAGUGACCUGAAACCAAACGAGUGUGUCUGUAAAUAUGAGGCUGAUGAUUGUGUCUGUGUUGUUACUGUGUUUGUGUUGUUGCAUGUCGACGGCUCGAUAUCCUCAUCACCUCUUUUUUUUUAUUCAUGAAGACUCAAAAGAAGCUGAAUGUAAAACGCAUGUUUCUGUUAAUGUUGUGACGGGAAAUGUUAAAAAGAAAAAUCUGCUGCUUUGAAAAAUGAACGGAGGACGGAUGCUGCAUGCUCGUGGUCGUCUGAUGAACAAUAAAAAAUUCCUACUUCUUCGACAUGACAUCCUUCAAAAGUAAUUCAGUUUUCAGAAUAAUGUUCAGCAGAAUAUUGUAUCAUGUUUAUUCAAAUACUUAUGUUCAAAUGAAACUUUAUUGUUCUUAAACAAGCUCCUGUUUAAAACUACAAAAUGAAUUUUUGACAUUUUCUUUUAUAAAUUGUUUCUUUGGUUCAAAUCAAUUCACGACUUUAAAAACGUUUUUCUUUUGUUAUUGUGUUUGAACUUUUGACUGAAAGUGGACUGAUUUUUAUUGUUGUUAUCAUGUCGCAAAAUGUGGAGGACUUCAUAUUUUUAUCCAAUCAAAUUGUAUUUGUAUAGUAUCAAAUCAUAACAUAUUCCUCACGUUGUACUACCAGGCUUCCAUAGUUUAUUAUUGGCUGUUAAAUGAAAAACCUCUUCGUUUCACACAGCCUCAGAUUCUCUUCUUCCUCCACGGGAGCAUCUGGGUUAACCGACCAAUGAGAGCUGAGAUGAAAGACCUGCGAGCUGCUCCUUCACAUACUGAGCUCAACUGACUGAGUCUUGAUCUGCAGGCAGCUGAGGGGUGGAGUCAAAGAAACGCCCACAUCAGCACUCUUUCUACAUCUCGUAGCUCCGAGAGGAGAGCGACCAAUCAGAUGAAUCCAAAGUUUAGG
Molecule: messenger RNA, 4296 nt
Organism: Pleuronectes platessa (European plaice)
Lineage: Eukaryota; Metazoa; Chordata; Actinopteri; Pleuronectiformes; Pleuronectidae
Gene: plppr3b
Product: phospholipid phosphatase related 3b
Exons: 7
Coding region: 7-2217 (736 amino acids)
Biological process (GO): phospholipid metabolic process; signal transduction; phospholipid dephosphorylation
Molecular function (GO): phosphatidate phosphatase activity
Source: RefSeq, a predicted model, not a curated record